GAAAUCUCCAGUUUGCUCCAUCAGCUUUCCGCAGCCAUGAUACAACUAUUGGGAACGGGAAUAUCAGUCCUACCCUGUCAGUAACGUGUAUCUCGUGUCCACCUUUGUCCGAAGACCCGACCCGACGCCUCGAGCUAUGAGACUCCAUCGAACCACAAACUCCCCCAAAACUCCAUAUUGCUUCCACCUAAGCAGGCCUCCCUCGGCGGGUUGAUCGCUUGCAAACAACUGACGCCCUUGAGGCUUGCAGAGCGAUGGCUGCCCCUCCCACCACCGACUUGUCGCUGGACGCCGACUCCCGACUCGUCAACAUCUCCUGCUUCGACCUCCUGAUCAUCGAGCUGGUCCCGCUGGCCGAGCGCAUGGCCCGGGCCUACGAGGCGUCUCUCGACCGUCCCACACCCUCCCCCACGAGCUCGACGACUGCGAAACGGACAUCCAAGGGUCCCCCGCCCACGGCCAGUGCCACCAGCGCAAGCACGACCACCACCACCGCUGCCUCGAACUCGGCACCAAGCAUCACGGUCACGGGCGCUAACGCUACGGCCGCCGCAUCCUCGCAGCCCUCGAACAAUGCCCUCCUCGCCGCAGACGGACUGCCUACGACCACCAUCUUCGCUGACUCCGUCUACGUCCGGCUCGAACGCCUGGGUUUCCGCGUCGGGGAAGGCCUCAGUGAACGAAUCUCGCGGGACAGGCCGCGCUUCAACCAGGCCGGGCUCAACGGGGCCAAUGUGGGAAACGUGAAUGAUCACCACCUGGAUGUGAUCAAGUUUCUCUGCAAGGAUAUCUGGGGUGUAGUGUGGAGGAAGCAGGUUGAUAACCUGAAGACGAAUCACCGGGGCGUCUUCGUUCUUACAGACAACAAAUUCCGCCCACUCACGCGCAUGUCCAUGGCCAACCAUGCCGAAGCCCUACAACGAGCGCGACCUUACCUUUUCUUCCCCUGCGGGAUCAUUCGCGGCGUCCUGAGCAGCUUGGGAAUCAAAGCCACUGUACAGGCCGAGACAAUAGAACUGCCUGGUGCGGUUUUCCAGAUUACAACGGUGCAGCCUCAAAUAAGGCCGUGACCGAAAACAUACGGCACGAGUGGGCAUGUUUCGAUGAAGGGCUCUGAGUCUACGUGGAUGGUGUCCAUUGCUAAGUUGAUGCAUGGGCAUGUCCUGCACAAACCCUCCAGAAUUGGUAGUCAGAAACGACAGACACGGCUGCUGUUUUGAAACGCAGAGAGGUGGUUGUACGGAGCGUGAAGAGUAGGAAUAAGUGAUUUUGUCUACGCGAUCUCCAAGCUGCAACAAGGAUGCAGCCUGAAAAGCUAUGUCAUGGCGAGGACAGCCGUCUUGGUUUUCUCGAGACAUGCUUUUCAUAACCUGCUCCGAUGGCUCCAUGUCAGUCUCCGUGGCCCGGCUCACUUUUUCGCGCUCGCAACAAUGUCCAACGACCGAACAACUGCGUGGCAGGCAGGCAGGCUCGUUCUGGGGAAUUAGAAGUCGCUCACAUCCUACCUACAAAACAGUCAGGUAAUGUUACAAAGAAAGAGAAGAUCAAGCCUACUUGGGUGGGUUCUUCACGAAACUGAUACCAGUCUCGAUGUUGGUCUUGAGACCUUUGAUCGCUUCCUCAAGGUGCUUCUUCUCAUAGUCAUUGGCGCUUCCGAGGAUGUCGAUUGCUUUCUCUGCGCCGUCGGGCUAUCACAAGUGUCAGUAGGAAGCAAGGAAGAGAGAUAAUAAGGAAAGGAACUUACUCCGAGUUCUACAGGAACGGAGAAGUAUUCACAGCCAGUUGCCUUGGCAAUUGCAUCACCACCAGGGACACCAGGGAGAUAGACGAACGUUGGCUCAAUGAUGCCCUUUUCACCCUUGGCUGCCUUGAUCAGGGCUUCGGCGAACCUGAAACCGGCAUAUGCCAUGGACAGAGUUGCGGACCCAGCACCAUCCUUGGCCUUGACAACCUCGUCACCACCGAAUUGGACACGGUGCACCAAAGCAUCCAGUUUGUCUGAUGGGAUGUUGACGGGAGGCUUGGCUUGGCUGAACAGCGGCACAAUGGUGUUGCCAGAGUGACCGCCAAUGACAGGGAUAAUCAGCUUUCUUGGGUCUUUCUCACCAAUGAUUUCUCCCACGAAGGUCUGAGCACGGACGACGUCGAGAGUGGUGACACCAAACAGCCUCCGAGGGUCGAAGACACCAGCUGCCUUCAGAACUUCGGCGGCGAUUGGGACGGUGGAGUUGACGGGGUUUGAGAUGACACAGAUGUAUGCCUUGGGGCAGUAUUUGGCGCAGGCUUCAAUGAGGCCCUUGACAAUUCCUGCGUUGAUCUUGAACAGGUCGUCCCGAGUCAUGCCAGGCUUGCCUGAGAACCUUGAUCAGUCGCAGCAAAUCUUCAGGGUGACUGGGAUACCUACGAGGGACACCGGCGGGGAUGAUGACAAUGUCUGCGCCUGUCAAAGCCGCCUUUUUUGCUUCUUCUGUCUCUGGUUUCUCUCCCUUGAAGUCACCUGGAGCUGCGACGUAGCCGCCAAUGCUCUGUGCAGGUUAGACUCGUGGCAUGCUGAGAUUGGUCAGGAGGAUUGCAGCACACGUACAGCGACAGAGGAGAUGUGUGAGAGAUCGGCUGCGACACCGGGGGUGUUGACCACAUCGAACAGUGCGAGUUCGUCGAUGACGGGAGAGAUCUUGCAAAGAAGAGACAAUGGCUGGCAACAAGUUAGACUGGACUCAAUCUGCUGUAGCCCUGUGGAAGAGACACUCAUACCUGACCAAUGCCGCCAGAGGCACCGAGCACGACAGCUUUGACCAUGUUGAGAGUUGGGUGGGGGAUUGAACUGCAACGAUAGGGUUAGAUUUCUGCUUCUCUAUAGACUAGAGCCUCGCACUGACCUUAAGAACUUGGGCGAAUCAAGGUGACAGAUAUGUGCAAAGUGCUCGAGGUUCUGCGAACUGGUGUCUGUGAGAAGAUUGAGAGGUUUAAGAAAUAGUUGGGGCGG
Molecule: messenger RNA, 2986 nt
Organism: Cladophialophora immunda
Lineage: Eukaryota; Fungi; Ascomycota; Eurotiomycetes; Chaetothyriales; Herpotrichiellaceae
Exons: 2
Coding region: 255-1070 (271 amino acids)
Biological process (GO): regulation of GTPase activity; endoplasmic reticulum to Golgi vesicle-mediated transport
Cellular component (GO): TRAPP complex; trans-Golgi network; cis-Golgi network
Source: RefSeq, a predicted model, not a curated record